Molecule: messenger RNA, 1678 nt
Organism: Culicoides brevitarsis
Lineage: Eukaryota; Metazoa; Arthropoda; Insecta; Diptera; Ceratopogonidae
Product: poly(ADP-ribose) glycohydrolase-like
Exons: 1
Coding region: 65-1678 (537 amino acids)
Biological process (GO): carbohydrate metabolic process; nucleotide-sugar metabolic process; regulation of DNA repair
Cellular component (GO): cytoplasm; nucleus
Molecular function (GO): poly(ADP-ribose) glycohydrolase activity
Source: RefSeq, a predicted model, not a curated record
AACAAUUCAAAAAAUUUUAAUUUUUCCUGUUUUCAUGUCCUGAUUCGCCGAAAAUUCGCAACAAAUGGAAUCCAUGAACAACUAUUCGGACUGCGUUCCCGCAAUUCAUCCAUCGUCGGAGCACACAGUUCUCUUCGAAUGGCCCAUCGUGUUAGAUGAACGAUUUGGCGGGACUCCAACUCCCAAAAGCGGAAAUCCCCAUUGGAAUCAAAAUUUCGUGCGGCUUCCGUGUGCCCGAGAAAGCACAAUUUCCGUAUUUGACGAUGCGGGAUCUGAAACAAUAAAAAAUCGCUGGCAAGUCAUUCGAGAAGCAUUCGCUACAAAAAUUAACAAUUCCAAAGAACUGGAAGCCGCUAUCUUGUCGUACAACGAAAACUUCAAAAAUAAAUGGAAAUUCCGAGCGUUGCACAGUUUAUUCGAGGAUGACUUGAGCGAGGAGGAGUCCGAAGCCUUUUUCGAGCAUUCGUUACCGAAAAUCAUCAAAUUAGCGUUGCAACUGCCGGAAUUAAUCCCGUGGGCGAUUCCGUUACUGAAGCAAGGCAACAACAAAUCCGUGUCUUUGUCACAGCAGCAAGUCGGUUCGUUACUUGCGAACGCUUUUUUGUGUACUUUUCCGCGAAGGAACAGCAAUAGUGAUCAACACGAGUACGCCAACUACCCAAAUAUCAAUUUUUCGCGUCUUUUUCAGUCAAGCGGGCAAGCAGUUUUGGAAAAAAUUAAAUGUAUCUGUCACUAUUUUCGUCGAAUUACGUCUCCAGGUCAAGCUCCGAGCGGAGUUCUCACCAUUUCGCGUCGUUUCGUCAAAGAUUUCCCCAAAUGGAGUACUUUGGAAGUCCCCGUGACACGCGGAGGCUUCAUCGUUGACGACAGCGGCACCAUUGAAGACGCCACGGGCAAGUUACAAGUCGAUUUUGCGAAUAAAUUUCUCGGCGGCGGCGUUUUAGGGCAUGGAUGUGUGCAAGAAGAGAUCCGUUUUGUCAUUUGCCCGGAGCUACUUGUGUCGAUGCUCUUCGUGGAAUGCAUGAAACCCAAUGAAGCGGUUCUUGUGACGGGCGCCGAGCGAUUUAGCAACUACUCGGGCUACGCCUCGACCUUUAAAUGGAGCGGAAAUCACGAAGACACGACGCAAUGGGACACAAGUCGACGGAAACAGUGCACAAUUGUGGCAAUUGACGCGCUGGCAUUUCGCGAUGGACGACAUCAGUACAAGGAGGAACUCAUGCUGCGCGAGCUGAACAAAGCUUUUGUGGGAUUUUAUCACGAAUUGAGUUCGCCGCCGCCUGCAGUCGCUUCGGGAAAUUGGGGAUGCGGCGCUUUCGGAGGAGAACCUUUGCUCAAAAGUUUGUUGCAAUUAAUUGUUUGCGCGCAAAUUAAUCGUCCCUUGCAUUAUUUCACGUUUCACGACGAAGAAUUGAAACAAAAUCUCGAACAAAUUUUCGAUUUUCUCCGCACCAACAACGUACUUGUGAAGGAUUUGUGGCGAAGUUUAAAGGAAUUUUCCGUGAAAAAGCUCGAAAUUGAGGAACUUUACCCGUUUAUCCAACAAUCAGUUUUCGAUAACAGCAAAACAAAAGAGUCGCCGAUGAAAAAUGUGUUUCAUCCAAAAAAUCGAUGGAGGCAGGAACUUCAAACAGUAACGACUCGUCACCCAAAAAAGACGGUUCACCGUUUUCGAUAA